This is a messenger RNA of Aphanomyces astaci, 1200 nucleotides long. RefSeq lists its product as hypothetical. The transcript has 2 exons. The record is from RefSeq and is a predicted model, not a curated record. NCBI's taxonomy places the organism in Eukaryota, Oomycota, Saprolegniomycetes, Saprolegniales, Verrucalvaceae. The coding region runs from base 169 to 666 and encodes 165 amino acids.
UCGGACUGUACAUGCCAUUCAAAAUGACCUCUGGCACAAAACGAGGCCAAUACCGACGUUAAACAUCCGCGACCAAAAGUGACUUCUCACCGCAUUCAGAGAGGGGACCAGCAAGGACGAAGCCACGUUUUACCGUGAGCAUUUGAUACCCGAAGGGACCUGGCGAGGAUGGCGUCAAAAGGAGUCGGCCAUCUAGUCGACCAAACGUCACGGCAGUCGCGGUUCCCUCCCCCGGGUGGCCAGGCAGGCAAACUGAUCCUUCCGUUUGCCGACGACCUGCUCGCGUACGUACGAGAACGCCGCCGUGGGGAAAUGCAUGUUCGUGACUUCCACCUGAUGCGGUGGAUCCGGCGCAAUUACUUCGAGUGGAUCACUAUCUACCUCGAAUCGAAGUCGUCCAAAUCAACGGGAUACGACUCUCUCAGCCGUCUUCUCCAGCGCUUCUGCACCCAACAUCACCUGUCCCAACGAGUCUCAAGUGUAUCCAAAGUUCGACAAGAAGUUCUCGACGUUGUCUGGCUUGGCUACGCUGCGCACUUGUGGUUGAAGUCCUCUGAUCUCCUGGACGCGCAUGAAACAGGUGUCUACUUCGACAUGCCACCAGGCAAGACGUACGCUGAGGUGGGCAAGUCAUCGAAGGUGGGCAAGUCAAGCAAGGACUCCUAGAGGUUCACUGUCGUCCUAACGGAUGGUGUCAAGCUUCCAUUGAUCUUCAUCGUGAAGGGGCAACUAGGUGAUUUUAUUGAGACCAAGGAACUGCUUGGCUAUUCAUCGUCACACGUCUACACCGUCCAAAAGAACGCAAGGAUGGACGAUAGGGAUUGGAUGAUCUACUUCGAAGAGUUGCUGGCUUGAAAUGUUGAAGACGCGUUGGUCCUACUUGUGGACAAUUUGAAUUGUCACACGUCGGAGAAGGCGCACGACAAGGUAGCAGAGGCCAUGUUUAGUGUCAUCGAGCCCCUACCUCCCAACUCAACCAGCCGCUGCCAGCCGUUGGACCUCGGGGUUAUGGGCCCCUUGAAGGCGAUGUUGAAGACGGAGUGGCUCGUGGAAGAGGACGAUCAAGAGUGCGACACUUUGACAGCUGAACAGAAGCGUGCGGCAACAAUUCAUCGGACAAUUCGUGUUUGGAACAAAGUAUCUACUGAUACUGUGAAGAAGACAUUUGUGAAGUCGAUACCAUCAGUAAUUAAAUUGUAG